AUUAACUCGAUCAUCUUUUCAGUGCUGAAACAACAUUGGGAAUUAUGGAUAAGAACAUUGGAGAGCAGCUUAACAAAGCUUAUGAAGCCUAUCGACAGGCAUGCAUGGAUAGGGACCAUGCUGUGAAAGAACUACAGCUAAAAACAGAAAACUACAUGCAGCAAAUAGGUGAACAGCAGGAACAGAUAGAGCUUCAAAAUAGUAUUAUUGCGAAACUGAAAUCACAGUUAGGUGCUCUGAAUGCUAAUAGAGGUAACAUGCAUUCUUACGUUCUGAUGCCUGAAGAAAUCCAAACCUCCAACUUAACUUUCAGCCAGCUCUCUGAAAAACUGAACAUAGCAAAGCAAAGAGAAAAGCUCCUAAAGGAACAGUUAGAAAAUGAGAGCAUUAGGAUGAAGCAAAUUGAGGAAAAGAACAAUCAAAAGGAAAGGAAGCUUAUGUCAAUUAUUUCCAACCAAGAAGAUAAAAUAAGAACCCUGAAAAUCAAAUUGAAAGAGUUAAAUGAAGCACAGAAGCGUAUACAGAUGCCAAUAUAUAAAACGGAGGUGAAAAGUAAGAAAGUUGUUCCAGAUAAGCAUGAGUUAUCUCUAGGGAUCUCUGAUAUUUCAUCUGUUUCUGAAAGGGAGAAUCUGGAGACUAUUUUCCAGGAGAUGAAAGAAGAAUGUCAUCGAAUAUGUAUGCUAGCCGGAGAACAAACAGACCGACUGAGUAAAUUUAAGAUAAAGAGAGAACCUGAAACUGAAAUACAGUUUUCCAUGCCUAUACAGUGUACUGAUAAAACUGAUGAACAAGCAGAAGAGCUUUUUAAACCUCGGGUUAUAAAGGAUAUAAAUAGAGGUGCAUCAUGCAUCACAUCUAUCACACCAAGAGGAGUGGGCCAGGAUGAGGACAACAACUCUGUAGAAUCACUUUCUAAAUUUAAUGUCAAGUUUCCACCUACAGACAAUGACUCUGCUUUCUUGCAGAGCACUCAGGAUAAACCAACAGUUCCUUGCACUGCUAUAGCUGAAAACAUGCUUCAAGAUCAUCAUUUUAACCUGGAGCACAGAGACCAUGCUGUUAACCUCAGUGAAUUGGAAUCUAACUCAUUCGAAGCACGUGGAGUUGAUCUCAUAACCUCAGCUUUACAAAACUUAACUGCUGUUGACAAAACAGCCCCUCCAAAUCAUGCCAACUUGCCCAUAGAAAAUACCUGUGACAAAACAUGUUUAAAAACAACAGACACUGGUCUCACAUUUGUACCUAAGCACACAAACCCGGCGGUACCUGAAGUAAUUUUUCCUUCCUUAGAAGCUGCCGGGACAACCAUCAGAGGUCCUCAUCAGCUUGUUUGGCAGCCUCAAGACAGUGUUUUGCUGGCACAAGCCUAUGCAGACUCUGAACCAAAUCAGUGUGGAAUAUGUGCAUUCUGCCGAGAAGUUAUAACAUCUAUAACAUCUAAGGAAGAAUAUUUUCGUCAUCUGAAUUCCCACUUUAAAGUACAGUCUUAAUGUAUGAGAACUGAAUGGAUUACUGGUUUUGCAUACGUUUAAAUUUUGUAUUCAAUAGAUAUGCUAAGAAUUUUAGAUUUAAGACUUUUUAUAACAAGAACUCAUGGCUGAAAUUGUCAUAUGAGCACAUUUUUAAUUGUCAUCUGAUAAGGUAAAAUUAAACCAUAAGACACUCAACACUGUAAUUCACAUUAUUACUUGUUUUGCUUCAAUAUUACC
Tinamus guttatus (white-throated tinamou) is the source of this 1709-nucleotide messenger RNA. NCBI's taxonomy places the organism in Eukaryota, Metazoa, Chordata, Aves, Tinamiformes, Tinamidae. The record is from RefSeq and is a predicted model, not a curated record.